AUGGUGGUGGUGAACCCUGCUGCCAACAAGUCCGACCAGCGGUCUUACGCCUCGCAGAAUUUUGCAUGGCGCCUUUUGGGGAAGACUCCGGAGGAGACAACCCCGCUUGAAGCCGCUCCGUCCGUGCUCUUGUCCAGGCUGCUGGAGCAUGCUUGCCCGGGGUACAGCAGCUUGCUCGGCAAGCGUUACGGGGCAAGGCAGCUCCUGAUAGAGCAGGACUGGGUGGCUGACUUGGCGUUUGUAUCCGGCAUGUACAGAUAUAGCCGGAUCGCCGGUGAGGCCUAUCCCUGCGGGUUGCGGGAAUGGCCCUGCAUGAGCAGCUGGUGGACCACACACGGCAAGUUGGAGGAAAUUGGUCGCAAUCACGAGGCUGCCAUUGCCUCCUCCUGCCUUUCUUCCAUAUGUGAAACGACUGGAGGUGAACUGCCGAUGUAUCUCUCCGGAGAUCAUUUCCUCGGUUCUGGAGUCACGCCGCUGCGAGACAGUCAGGCCAAGGAGUUACUCGAGAUUCUGAUUCGAACUCCGUCGAUAGCAGUGAACCCGGCUUACGUCACAAAGCUCAGGGGCUCUACCCUCUUUACUGAAGCAGGACGCAGUGAUGUGACCAUUCCGCUCAUCCUGUCCUCUCUCACGGUCUCGCCGAAGGCGAACGCCAGAGGUCAGCUUGCAAUUGUUGUCCGUGAGCAAGCCAGCUGUCCCAACUUAUCCGCCUCCAUCGACAGGUGUUGGCUUUUCCAGAUAGAUGCCAGACGGUCCGUCGUGGCACACACUAUCGACAAGUUGUGCGCAGCAGGCGCAGUCCUGGACACCGUCCUGGACCCUGUCCAGCAUGUACAAGUGAGUGAUACUUCAAGGGCUCGGGUGUACAACACUCUCGUUGCGCCGCUCUUGCAGGAGCAGACUUACAUCGAAAAGGGGGGGCAUAGCGUUAUGAAGGAUGACCAGAGUGCAGGAACGCCCAUGUCGACACCCCAACUCCAACUGACUUCAUUGCCCAGUCUCUUCAACAGUAUUCAAGGUCAACCUGACUUGCGAGCUGUCAAAGUUUUCAAGGUGCUGCAGGCACCACCAGGACAGUCGGCUUCAACCGGUGAACCUCCCAAGGAAAUUGCUCGGGAGCUGAAGAUGCUUGCUCUCGCACAAAGUCAUAGAGCGAUACUUUCCCUGCAUGGGCUUGUAAGGGUGCCUGCUGGAUGGGCACUGCUUACGGAGUGGUGCCAUGCGGGCUCCUUGUUGCAAAGUUUGACCGCGGAAGGCAGGCAGUCCGAAGGCCAAGCCAUGCGGCUGCAGAAGCAGCUUCUGGCUGGAAUCCGGCACCUUCACCAGCGAGGAAUUGUUCACAGAGACGUGAAGCUCGACAGCAUCCUGCUGCACUCGAAGAGCAAGCUCGUGCUGUCUGGAUUCGCUCUUGCUGCUCCACUGUGCGAAGCAAGCGAAGCUACGGAGCCGGUCGGAACAGUUGGCUACAUGGCUCCAGAGGUGAUUCGCUACACGCCGGCCUUGGAGCCCGCAGAUGUCUUCGCUGCAGGUGUUGUGCUCUAUACCCUUCUGCUUGGCCAGCAACCUUUCGGUGCAGAAACGCCAGAAGAGCAGACCAAGUACAGGACAGCUUGCACGGAGGCAGACUACAGUGGACUGAUAUUUCAGAAUGUCAGUGGCCUUUGCCACUCUCUGCUGAAAUCCCUUCUGGAGAAAGAUCCGGUCGAACGGCCUACAUCGCUGGCGGCCGUUGAGGACGACUGGUUUCAGAUGGAUCCCAAGAAGCCCAUGAGAACAGAUGCCGAGGCGAAGUCACCCAUGUCACCUGUCGUGGGUGAGCGACGAAGGAGAUCUGGCUUGGAUAUGUUUCGGAGAAG
Molecule: messenger RNA, 1856 nt
Organism: Symbiodinium sp. CCMP2456
Lineage: Eukaryota; Dinophyceae; Suessiales; Symbiodiniaceae
Source: the annotation of a GenBank genome assembly